UUCUCAACUGUAGUCCUUAUAUCCUUCGUGUAAUGAAGGUAGAAUGUACAGUGGAGGUUCCUGUCAAUGCUACCGACAUCACUAUUGGUUGGUUCAUGGACUGCCAGCAGUUGAGCAAUGACUCUCACGUCACCAUCGAGCCUCAAGUCCAAGUGACAGCACAAGUUCGCAGAAUUACGUCUCAAUUGACAAUCAAUGGGAUAACUGAUGAUUAUGCUGGCAAAUACACAUGUAACAUGCUGGGAAACGAGGAGUACGUACCAGGUGAUCAGUUGGAGUUAGGAGACUCGGAUGAACUUGAGUUAAUGCGUAGUCUAGGAGCAUGUAUAGAUGGAGAUCUCUUCCCUAAUUCUCUGCAAGCUCCAGAGAAAUGUGCAGUAAUUACAGCGGACAACCCUGUCCCCAUGUAUCUUGUCUGUGAAGAUCCACCUGCAAACCCAACAUCAACCUCAACAUUUGUUCUCUCACUCUCCUCCUCUUCUGUUAUACUAUCUUCAAUACACCAAAUCAUUGUGUAUAACCCUACAGUAUUGCUUUCACCAUCACCCACUACAUCUCAACCAACCUCCACAGAUCCUCAGGACAACAAUAUUGAAUUUACUUCCCCUGAUUCUCUGAACACUGUCUCACUCUCCCUCAUAGCAGUGAGCUCUCUGCUGACCAUUAUUAUACUACUGCUGUCUUCAUUUGUGCUGGUAAAGUGGUGUAAGGGACAGAAACAGAAUGGAACUGUGAACAUGUGCUUUCAGGCACCAGCACUAACAGCAGAGGAGCCGUUCUAUGACAGUGUGAAGGAUAGGCCAGAAGCCAACAGCAGUAUACCAAGCUCUGCAGUACCAAGCCAAUCAAAUCCGGCCUAUGGAAUCAGUAUGUUUUGUGCACAUUCCACAAAUACUUAUAAAAUACUAGCCUAAACCCCAGAGAUAUAUAUGGUUCCCCACUCAUGAAAUCAUCCUCAUUACUUUGAUGUUAGUCUGGGAAGAAUCAAAUAAACAAUUGUGGUAUUAGUACUUUAAACAUUGCUGUUGGUGUUUGUGUUUUUGAUUAAGUGAAACAGGGUAGGAAAUUCUCACCUGCUUGACUACAUGAUUGUUCUACCUUUCAUAUUACAGGGGCUGAAGCAGGUGACAAUGAUAAUAUAUUUCAAAUGAGGAUCAAUUCUGGAUAUGGUGUUAUGGGACACAUUAUCAGUUCUACUCAGCUAUCAACGGACUCUGUUGUACCUGAGAACCUAAGCAGUAGUAAGUAAAUUCCUAAUUAGGAAAAUACCAAGAUGCCCUAUUAUUACAAGUGGAAAAACCAUUUCAAGGGCGAUGUAGGGAUGGCAGUUCAUGAAAAACGAGGGAAACAAAGGGACUAGGGAAGUCAAUAAGCCCAUCCAUACAUGUUUGUCGACUACCUUGUUUUGUAUAUUUUGGGACAGUAUAACAAAGGGAAAAAAACUUUGUAGCUACUUGGACAAAGAUGUAGGGAUUGGGUUAUUAUGAUUAACCUCCC
Molecule: messenger RNA, 1497 nt
Organism: Geodia barretti
Lineage: Eukaryota; Metazoa; Porifera; Demospongiae; Tetractinellida; Geodiidae
Source: the annotation of a GenBank genome assembly